AUGUCCUUGGCCAGGACCUGCCCAGCAUAUCAAUGGGAGAAAAGUCUGAGGGAAUUGAUGGCAGAGUUUAAUUGUACAUAUAGAAAAGCGGUUACAAUCAUUGUAACACCUAGCUCUCCGGUGCAAGAGACAAAUCCCUCGAACAGUAAAAUAACCAUUUUAAGUUCGGAAGCUCCGCAAGCUCAGUCUACCUCAUAUGACCAAGGCCGCGAACAUGACCAGGUUACGUUUGCUCAGGUGGUUAAGACUGACGCAAUAGUACAUAGCGAGUCGGAACCGAAAUAUAACCUCCGGAUCAAGAAGACACGGCGGCAAUGCGCCAGGAAAGCUAUCUCCCCUGAACGCCAUGCUAAUUCCAUGGAUACACCAACAAUGGACCAUUUGGAGGCCAAGACACCCCCGAAAAAGGAAGUAAACUUUAGUGAAUUAUUAAAUAGACUGAAAGAGGUCAUAUUUUUAAGAAGUGCAUCUAUGAAAGACCAGAUAAAGGAGGUGAUAAAGUGUUGUGUGGAAUGGUUGAUUUUAGUUGUAGUAGAUAAUAUUUCGAAUUGGCCUAUUUUAAAAUUAUUACUGGAUUAUUUAAAUGAAUAG
Parnassius apollo (apollo) is the source of this 591-nucleotide messenger RNA. The record is from the annotation of a GenBank genome assembly. Lineage: Eukaryota; Metazoa; Arthropoda; Insecta; Lepidoptera; Papilionidae.